Biomphalaria glabrata is the source of this 6626-nucleotide messenger RNA. RefSeq lists its product as uncharacterized. The record is from RefSeq and is a predicted model, not a curated record. The transcript has 5 exons. NCBI's taxonomy places the organism in Eukaryota, Metazoa, Mollusca, Gastropoda, Planorbidae. Bases 442 to 1086 code for a protein of 214 amino acids.
AACUGUCUCUUAACCAGGACAGUGUCCAUCCCAGGCAAGCAGAAGUGAAUCAGGUUCUUACAGAAACCUCACAACUAGCAAACGACCCCCCUCGUCACAGCUGAUCACAGAUUGGUUCAAUCACCCCUCUAUCCCCUCCCCCCUCUACUCACUGCCCUACCCUACUCUGCUGACUCCCAUCGUUGACGCCGUGUGCGCUUCUAUUGCGCAAGUGCCCCUCCCUCCCCUCAGACGUCUGAUAGAGGUAAGACAGAGAGGUUAUUUAAAGACCAGGUCCACUAUCCAGGAGAGGACAAUCGCAGAGCAAAAGAGACGUUUCGAUUUUUUAAAAUGGUGUCUACACAUGUCGUGGACAAUGCAUCUCAAUUCUGAAACAAUCUUUGGGAUACUCGGGUCCAUUAGCUACACGGAGUUAGCAGUGGAUACUUAGGUGCUGCAAUCAUGCCUUCCGUAACUGACAGAGUCACUCCAUUUUGUAUUCUACUGACUGUGAUAGCGUGUGCUCUGGGCAACCACAACAAAUGGUGGACCUGCAACAGCGAGUGUGCCAGGUGUGUCCGCCGGGUGACGCCCAUGGAGGAGCUCAUCGUCCAGUUCUACCCCGGUCUGUUCAGUCAAACUCCACCAGAGAACAUGUUCUAUUCAAGUGAGUCUACUGGACCAGGAGUGUCAAUGGUCAACAGUGGGACAGCUGAAAUUCCUUCACUUGGCGAUGGUUCGGGUGGUAACCGUACUUUAGGAACUUUGGGCGGCCUAAGAGAAAUGGAAACAAAUCGUUCGCAUGUAGCGUACCACCCCUCAACGUCUGGCUGUUGUGAGACAGUCACCGAGUACCUGACUCCUCCAAACGUCACUAUCAAAGGUCAAGUGUACAGGGUAGUUCAUCUCAGACACGCCUUUCAGUUUAUACCUAUUGGGAAAUGUCGAAAGGGCAGCACCUGCCAAGAAGGUCAGUGCGUGGAGCAGUACAGGGCUCACUGGGUGUUAGUCUACAAUACCACCACCGCCGUGGUGGGCCCCCCGGUCAGCUUCUCGCCCAUCGAGGUGCCCUCUCACUGUGAAUGUAUGAACGUAGGACGUUCUUGAUCUCUGACUGACGCCAUGAUUUUUUUUCGCACCGAAAACGAUGACGUCAGCCUCUUCUUUUGUUCUGCCUGUGACAUUAUUGCAUGUUUGACUCUUAAAAAUAAAUUGUAAACCUGUACAGCAUGUAACCUGCAACUAUAGAAAGUACUUGUUUUGUUGUGGAUGUCGACCUGCAGAGUUUAUGAAUCACUGCGUUAUGAGAAGCUGUUUUACUCUGUGUACAAAUGAAAUCAUUCGAUGGAUCUCAAGAUGUUACAGUGUAUGUAUUGGGCAAAUCUAUUACUUGCUGGGCUUUCCUUGGGCGAUAAUAAUUUAAGAGCUAAUUCUGUAAAAUAUGGCCAGAACACUUAAAUCUCACAACAGAUUGCAAGCAUAUAUAAAAUCGAACAGCAAAAUCCAUUAUAAAAUCAUAGUAAACAUAAUAAGCCGAUCAAAUGUGUAUCAAACUUAGCAAAUUUAAUUGAAUACUUUUGCACACGUCUGAUCGGGAUUGCUCUUCUUGCACACGUCUGAUCGGGAUUGCUCUUCUUGCACACGUCUGAUCGGGAUUGCUCUCUUUUGCACACGUCUGAUCGGGAUUGCUCUCUUUUGCACACGUCUGAUCGGGAUUGCUCUCUUUUGCACACGUCUGAUCGGGAUUGCUCUCUUUUGCACACGUCUGAUCGGGAUUGCUCUCUUUUGCACACGUCUGAUCGGGAUUGCUCUCUUUUGCACACGUCUGAUCGGGAUUGCUCUCUUUUGCACACGUCUGAUCGGGAUUGCUCUUCUUGCACACGUCUGAUCGGGAUUGCUCUUCUUGCACACGUCUGAUCGGGAUUGCUCUCUUCUUGCACACGUUUGAUCGGGAUUGCUCUCUUCUUGCACACGUCUGAUCGGGAUUGCUCUCUUCUUGCACACGUCUGAUCGGGAUUGCUCUCUUCUUGCACACGUCUGAUCGGGAUUGCUCUUCUUGCACACGUCUGAUCGGGAUUGCUCUUCUUGCACACGUCUGAUCGGGAUUGCUCUUCUUGCACACGUCUGAUCGGGAUUGCUCUCUUUUGCACACGUCUGAUCGGGAUUGCUCUCUUUUGCACACGUCUGAUCGGGAUUGCUCUCUUUUGCACACGUCUGAUCGGGAUUGCUCUCUUUUGCACACGUCUGAUCGGGAUUGCUCUCUUUUGCACACGUCUGAUCGGGAUUGCUCUUCUUGCACACGUCUGAUCGGGAUUGCUCUUCUUGCACACGUUUGAUCGGGAUUGCUCUCUUCUUGCACACGUCUGAUCGGGAUUGCUCUCUUCUUGCACACGUCUGAUCGGGAUUGCUCUCUUCUUGCACACGUCUGAUCGGGAUUGCUCUCUUCUUGCACACGUCUGAUCGGGAUUGCUCUUCUUGCACACGUCUGAUCGGGAUUGCUCUCUUCUUGCACACGUCUGAUCGGGAUUGCUCUUCUUGCACACGUCUGAUCGGGAUUGCUCUCUUCUUGCACACGUCUGAUCUGGAUUGCUCUCUUCUUGCACACGUCUGAUCGGGAUUGCUCUCUUAUUGCACACGUCUGAUCGGGAUUGCUCUCUUCUUGCACACGUCUGAUCGGGAUUGCUCUUCUUGCACACGUCUGAUCGGGAUUGCUCUUCUUGCACACGUCUGAUCGGGAUUGCUCUUCUUGCACACGUCUGAUCGGGAUUGCUCUCUUCUUGCACACGUCUGAUCGGGAUUGCUCUCUUCUUGCACACGUCUGAUCGGGAUUGCUCUUCUUGCAGUGUGUAACAGAGAUAUUAGAACACAUUCACUUUGACGACAAUCUCAUGGAUACGUUACACUUGCGGUGUACAUUUAGUCACGUGAUUUAUUUACUACGGCAGUGGACCUUAGGUCAAACAUAUAGAGUAGAGUCACUAUUGCGGAACAGUUUGCAGCUACUUUUAGUUUUAAUUUUUUUGCUCCGAAAUGGCUAGACCUAUGGAAAAACUAAAAGUAUCUAGGCGUUGCCCAUCCAUUUUCCGAUAAAAAUAGACGCUUUGUUUAGUUUUUCAACACAUAUUUAAAUUGUACAUUCAAAUCGACUGAGAUAUGGUCAGUCACAAUAACGGAACAGGAUUUUUUAAGAAGUCACAAUUGCGGAACACGGUAAAAAUGUCGGAACAAAGCCUAUAUAAAGCAUAUAUUAAUAUUAGUCUUAUAUAAUACGAAGUAAUUAUCCUUUAAAUUAAUUUUAUUUUAUUAAAGCUUAAGAAAACACAUUGUCACUUUUUGAUCCUUUAUCUCUUCUUUAAUUUAAUGGGCGUCACACUACACUGAUUUUCCUUACAAGGUUUUAUUUUCCAUUCUAUUUUUUUUAAAAUAUUAUCUAUAAGAUAUUAUUUGAUAUUUUGAUUUGUCCUCUUUUUGCAGGACGUCUGGUAAUCAUAAAUUCUAUAUUAGGCCUAUAUGUAAUAUUAUUCUCUAAAUGUUUUUAAAUUUAUAUUACUCAUAAACUAAUAUUUAAACUCCAAUAUAAUCUAAAUCACUAUGUAAAUGCGCAGGUCAAAUAAAUAACUUCUAUAGUGUUCCACAAGUGUGACUAUCUUUAAAAAGGUAAAAACUGGGUAAACAUCUCCCAAUUUUUUUUUUAUUGAAUUCCUGGUAUAAGGCUAUGAAAUGAAGUGUUUUCACAUCCAUUUAUAAACCGAAAAUUAGGUGUAUCAUGCAGGUGAUGGGUCAUUAUCAUUUUUAAAAAGCCUUAAGCCCUGACCCUUGCGGUUCUCCUGGUACGUGAAAAAUAAUGGACGAUUCCACACCUGUCAACUUUAACCUGGAGUCAAAAUUAAUUUUCUGCUGUAAAAGGAAAACCCUUAUAUUGGUAAUGUAGAGAAAUGGACCAUGCGCAGUACCGUUAAAGUAGUUUAGCAGAAAAUUACAAAAUAAAGUAGAUUUUAACUAAUUUCGACGAGCUGUUCCGCAAACUUGCCUGUUCCGCAAUAGUGACUCUACUCUACAUCAAUAUACAACAAUAACACAAAAUUACACAUCAAUGUAUUAUAAUUGUUUUAAGUGUAUUUUGUUAGACUAAUUCAGUGCUACAAGGGAGGUAAACGAUCUGGACUGAUUUGGUUAUAUUGUAUCUUAUUCUGGAGAUAUAUUCACUUAACCAGUGGCGUCACUGUGGGGGGGGGGGUGAGGUCCGCACCGGGUGACACCCAUCAGGGGGUGACACCCAAAUAGAAAUUUAUUUUUUUUUAAAGGAGACAACUUAUAAAUAAAUAGGUGACUGGAGCUAGUUACCCAAAUAUACUUAUGUAUAUUUAAUAGACUGAACUAUAUCUAAAUAUCCAGCAUUGUAUUAAAUACACAUGAAUAAACUAUCCUUUUACACUUGUCAGACACAUUCAAUAAAUGUUGGUCAUUAACUUGAUAUUAUAGUUCAACAAAAGAACAUUAGUUUUUUUUUUGUUGUUUUUUUUUUUUGCAUUGUCAGGGGGGGGGGGAAUUGCUGUAUAAAAGAAGAGAGGGUGGUGAUACCCUGAGCUAGUGACGCUGUUGCAGAUAACUCUAUUUAAUAAGCCUUUAUCUUUUCUUUUCUGGUUGAAAAUCGUUUGUUUGUGUUUGUCGUUUUCAUAUCGAAAUUCGUUGCCAACUUGAAAACUUCAUCGCAACUCUAUUUCCUAUUCCGUCUUGGUCUUAUUAGAAAAAGAACAUGUUCUUAAAGUUAUGUUCAUGUAAAUAUCACAAAAAAAGAUCUUCACUUUGAUCCUUUUAAUAAAUCCACUUCUGAAUGUUGCCAUGCCAACAGUGCAGUGUUCAUUCUUUGAUCUCACGUCCGGUCACUCAAUGUACUCUCAAAGUUCAAGGACUCACGUAGCUACUCAUUGAUUUGUUUCAUUGUGAAGUUGUUGUUUUUUAAUCUAAUUCUAUUCUAAAAACAAGAAAUACACCGAGCGUGUCUUUGUAUGAGUGGACACACAAAUUAUAUUGUUUCUUGAACUUUUCUGUUCAGUUUUUGUUGAAGUGUCUGGUAAUUAUCAACAAUCACAAAUAUAUGCCAUGAAAUUAUGUACGUAUAUACGAAUAUUUAUGAUCAUAUCAUUUUGUUAUAUAAAUGUCAAAUGACUUUUUUUUCACCUCGUCACUAGUUUGGAAUUUAACAGCUAGUUUGACAUUAGUAGACUUCUAUAGUGUGACUUUCUAGCACGUAACUAUAACAUUUUAAUUAUAUUUCGAAGACAAUUGUAUAACUACUUAUAUAUGUGAUUAUUGCUGUUACUAGGCCAACUGUUAAUCUUUGUAUUGUAUUUUUAUUAUGUUUUUAUAUAUGCCAAUGUAAUACAUCAAAUUUGAAUGUCAUUUCAGAAUGUUCUAUUUGAAUGCUUUUUAAGAAUGCCAAAGGGGGCCAUUUGGAUAUCUCUCUUUUCUCUUUCUUUAUAUAUGGGGAUUGCUAGAUUUGGGUCAAGGAUUUUAAUUUUAUUCAACUUUUCGCCCUAGGUCAGAGCGCCAUAAGCAAACAUUUUCUAAAGGACUUUUAUUGUUGUCGUUACAUAAAGCUCAGGAAGAAAAGAAGGGAGUUAAGCACUUUAAGGGAACAGGAUAAUUCUUGCGAAAGAUAUAAAAAAAAACCUCAACGCUAUAUAUUUAAUUUUAUGAAGUGGUCCACAGAUUCUCUUGUCAUAAAAGGCUUAUAAUACAUUUAAAGACUUGUAUUUGUAGAGAUUUACUUAUAUUGCUAGCGCGUUUGGCGAUCUCUGAACAUUCUCAAAAGCCGGCCCUCUACAGUCGGAAAACUGAAAUGUGUAUAUAUGCUAGAGUGGUUGUGUGUGUGUGUGUGUGUCGGUAUGAUCUAUGUAAAAGAGAGAGAGAAAGAGAGAGAGAGAGAGAGGGGAGGGGAGUGAUUUGUUUACGUACGUCACUGAAUGCAUUAAGUCGAAAGUGACUUUAAUGAAUUAAAAGAAUUAAAUGAUUGAAAUGCGAAGGUCCAAUGAAGCGAGUGAAAUGAAAAAUAUGAAAUGAAUCGAAAUGAAGAGAAUGAAUCUUUCAACCAAAGCCUAUCACUGUAUCACAUCAAUACUUUAUUUCUGGCCAACUACAAAUCAUUGUAUUUGUGUUGUGACAUUUAGACAUGUCUGAAUUGCUUGUAUCUUACUGUACUUCAUAUUGAAUCUAUUAUUGUUUUUUUUGUUUUCAAACAAGCAACCAUUUAUGUGUGCAAGUACUUCUUGUGAGAGUGUGUGGCAGCAUGGUGUAGAAACUGUCUCCACGAAAUGAUGUCGCAAAGAUGUGGCAUAUGUAUUCUGUGAUGUCAUGUACGACUCUGUUCUCCGAAUUCGCCUGCUAACUUAACCUAUUCCUAUGUGUAUUCUGUGAUGUCAUGUACGACUCUGUUCUCCGAAUUCGCCUGCUAACUUAAUCUAUUCCUAUGUGUAUUCUGUGAUGUCAUGUACGACUCUGUUCUCCGAAUUCGCCUGCUAACUUAAUCUAUUCCUAUGUGUAUGUUUGUGAUGAUGCGUUUGGUCCUAUGUGGCCUAUAACAUGUUGAACUUGAACCACUAAAAUGGCUUAACUAUUAAAUCAAAGUGAACUUUUGACACGAGUUA